AUGGCUAAGCUUUUUGGGCAAUCAGUUUCUAUUUUAAUAGAUACAAGAGCUACUGAAUACUUUAUUGAUCCUAAAGUAGUUUCUAGAAUAUCUGUUAGACCUAGUUAUAUUUCAAAUGCAUGGAUGGUCCAAUAUGGAAAUCGAGCAGAACAGAGGGUAGAUACUUGUCUAUUUUGUAGUGAACUAGAACUUUCCAGUUUCCAAACCCAGGUUAACCUUUAUGUGGCACCAUUAGGAUCAUAUGAUGUGAUCUUAGGUAUCAACUGGAUAACUGAGCAUAAAGCCAUAGUAAACUACGAGGAUAAGGUCAUCAAUUGUAUUGAUGAUUGUGGGAAUUCAGUUGAAAUUCUUGGGUCUCAAAAGCCUCUUGAAUUGAGACACAUUUCAGCAAUGAAACUCAAGAAGGCCCAAAGAAAAGGAUGUUCCAUAAUUGUUGUCAUGGUAAAUGAUUUGGAUAAUGUUGAGAAAAUUCCUAAGGAUUAUCCUAUCCUUGCAGAGUUCCUGGAUGUUUUUCUAGAAGACCUUACCAAGUUACCACCUAAGAGAGAGUUUAAUUUUUUCUAUAGAACUUAUACCAGGAAUGGAGCCGCAAUCUAA
This is a messenger RNA of Cryptomeria japonica (Japanese cedar), 597 nucleotides long. RefSeq lists its product as uncharacterized. The transcript has a single exon. The coding region runs from base 1 to 597 and encodes 198 amino acids. Lineage: Eukaryota; Viridiplantae; Streptophyta; Pinopsida; Cupressales; Cupressaceae. The record is from RefSeq and is a predicted model, not a curated record.